This is a messenger RNA of Hemisphaericaspora subhashii, 1374 nucleotides long. RefSeq lists its product as uncharacterized. NCBI's taxonomy places the organism in Eukaryota, Fungi, Ascomycota, Pichiomycetes, Serinales, Debaryomycetaceae. The transcript has a single exon. The coding region runs from base 1 to 1374 and encodes 457 amino acids. The record is from RefSeq and is a predicted model, not a curated record.
AUGUUCACAAAGCUCUCAGCCAAAUUCCACAAAUCGAACAAUCAAAAAGCCAAAUUAUUGAACAUUCCAGAGUUUUAUGAUCUCGACGAACCAAUAAAGAAACAAUACGUUCGUGGUUUAUUCCACAAGCUCCAAGCUGGUGCGAGGAAAAUUAGCCAAGAGAUUCACCAAAAACCAACCUCAGAACCACAAAGUUCGAUUUAUUCUACACAACCAUCAAAUUAUUCCGAAGUCGUUCCUGCUAAUUCCAACAACCAUUCCAAACCUCCUCAAGCCGAGUCACAUUCUGUUAGAAACGACAGAAUUGUGUCCGAUGAAGAAGAAUAUGCUAUCAUCUCCAAGCAAAUGGAAAAGAAAACAACCCAGGAUUCAUCAAAUGAUCUCAAAUCCCCAACUGUGUUUACCGCUACUGUUGAUAGGCCUGUUACUAUUCCUACUUCUCCUGUUGUUAUUGACAAUAGAAAAUUGUUUUACAUAGAUACCAAGGACAAAGAAAAACAUCAAAUUAAAUUAUCUAGAGAAAAGAUCUCGUCAGGAGAAGGUUGUUUGACCAGAACUGUACGUCUCUGGAACCAAAUAGACACCAUGUGGUUGGCAGAUGAAGGUCGAUUUGAUGAAAUGCCUACUUAUGCUAAAAAUAGCAAAUAUAAAUUGGAUUCCACCAGAACCAGGAGGCAUUUGGAACUGCUGAAAAUCAAUAGAGACAAUGAAAUCACAAAUAUGUCCAGGGUCUUGUCAAGAGACGUUUCAUUAGAUUGCGGAAAUUUUAAAGUAGAUUUAAAAUCAGCUACUCCUACAACCAUUACUGAUCCUUCUCCUGCUGCUACAACUGCCACUACUCCUCCUACUGCUAAUAUAUAUAGAAAAUGGGUUUCCAUGCAGAACGAGGACAAAGAAGAAGAGGAACUUACGUUUCCUAGAGAAAACUUCACUUCAUACAGAUCUAAUACUUACAACAAAGCCAAACGUCUUAUCCAUGCAUUGAGAAUCAAACGUUGUAAAGAAAACAAAUCAUCCAGAUAUAUGUAUAUCAGCCCACCUUUGAAAGAAUCUACUUUAAGUACAAACGAAGACGACAUACAAUAUAUUCCAAAAGAUGCUUUAGACAGAGCCAUCCUAAACAAUAUCAGAAUUGCACAAAAAGUCCAUGGAACGGCCUUUCAGGGUGUUCCAUUCAGGGUAAUCCCUGCCUAUUCUGACUUUCCAACUGAUAAUUCCAAAAGUGAAAACAAAAGAAUUUUCCAUCCCAAUGCAUUUUCAUGCUGCAAGAGAGCAAAUAUGAAACCUGUGAACCACAAGGAAGAUUAUGCUAAGUAUUGUCGAUCAGCCAGUGGUUUUGUGGCUUGGGAAGUCAAAUGCUUGUCUCUAUUUUAG